GGCAUAAUGGUAUGUCCAUUGUUAUACAAAUUCAUGUAUUUAUAAAAGUUCUAUUACUUUACACGAUUUUUUGUUAAUUUUUUAAAUUUCCUUUUCAAAGUCAUAUCAUUGCAUGAUGAUAUGAUUGGUGGUAUGAUUUUCACAAAAUGGAUAGUCGCUUUAGGAACACCCGGUACAUUCUGAGAAAUAAAUGACUGCGUAUACGCAUCACGUGAUCGCACUGAGAAUAAAAGGCUUAGUUAGUACGAGACUACGUAAUUUAUACUAUACUAGCAGACUGAUUAGGCUGUAAACGAAAUUUAUUGUUAUAAAAGCUUGGCCUGAUAAUGAUUUCUCUAUUUCAGUUCUCUUUACAUGUUCAAAAUUCUAACAUUAUAUGCAGUUAUACUUAUUCGUAUACUCGUCGCGAGAAAUUAAAAAGUCAUAAUCGCCUAAUCAUUCAAUUAUGCAAUGCAAUUAGAUAAUGCAUUACAACGAAUUUAUAAGGAUGAGCUGCUGUUACUACUAGUAAAAUAGUGGAUAUAUUAAAUUAUUCGUCGCAUUUGUGUUGUGGAAACAAUAUAUAUUUGCGUUUGUUUUGAUAUCUGUUUAUUUACUGAACAUACAACAUACAUAUUUAUAUCAAGCAAAUGAUAUAAUAUCCAGUAUAUUUUGCAUUAUAUUGAUGCAAAUAAUUUUUUGAUUAUUCUCUUUAUAUAUUUUAUGUUAAUGAAACAAUUUUUUUAAUGAGAUUACGAAAAUGGUGUAUUACACCAAAGAUAAUAUUUUAAAAGAAGCUGUUAUCCAAAUAUGUGCUGGAGGAUCAGCAGGUUUUAUUGAGGUUUGCAUAAUGCAUCCAAUGGAUCUUAUUAAAACACGUUUUCAGCUUCAAGUGAAGACAGCAAAGAUAGAUCCAUUGUAUUAUACAGGAAUUUGUGACUGUAUGACUAAAAUGUAUAAGACUGAAGGAUUACCGGCAUUUUGGAAGGGAAUUUUACCCCCGAUAAUUGUAGAAACUCCCAAACGCGCAGUUAAAUUCUGUACAUUUGAGCAAUAUAAACAAUUUUUUUUAUUCGGCGCCAAUGCACCUACUCCAUUGACAUUUUCAUGCGCUGGUUUCUUGGCUGGUGCUACAGAGGCUAUAUUAGUCAAUCCUUUUGAGGUGAUCAAAGUAAAACUACAAUCUAAUCGAAAGCAUAUCAAAGAAAGCCCAUCAACUUUUGUAAUGACGAAAGAAAUAAUUUCAAAAUAUGGUUUUGGUUUAAAUGGUCUGAACAAGGGGCUUUCAGCCACUAUAAUGAGGAAUGCGGUGUUUAAUUCAUUUUAUUUCGGUUUUUAUCAUUCUGUUAAAGAAUGUGUACUAGUUAAAAAAGAACCUUGGUUGGAAUUUUUUACUAAGUUUAUUAUAGGAUUUGUAUCAGGCAGUAUUGCUUCCUGUUUAAACAUACCAUUUGAUGUUGCCAAAAGUCGCAUUCAGGGAUCACAAGAUGGCACAAAGUAUAAAGGAACAUUAAAUACCAUGUACAUUAUUUACAAGAGAGAAGGAUUCAUAGCAUUAUACAAAGGCCUAGUACCAAAAGUAUUACGAUUAGGUCCAGGUGGUGCUAUUAUGCUUGUAGUGUAUGACUACAUGCAUGCAUUUCUUACAAAAAAGUUCAAAGAUUAAUUUUUAUAUAUUUUGAAAAGUUAUGAGAUAACUAUAAAUUAUUCUCUAAGAAGAUGCAUUUGAUAUACAUGCACAUAUAGAAAAUAAGGAGUCAUAUAAUUUCAUAUUCUGUGUGUUAAAAAUAAAUUUUCUUUUAUAAUA
This is a messenger RNA of Formica exsecta, 1786 nucleotides long. Its product is annotated as mitochondrial 2-oxodicarboxylate carrier. The transcript is spliced from 7 exons. The record is from RefSeq and is a predicted model, not a curated record. NCBI's taxonomy places the organism in Eukaryota, Metazoa, Arthropoda, Insecta, Hymenoptera, Formicidae. The coding region runs from base 740 to 1645 and encodes 301 amino acids. Gene Ontology annotation, biological process: transmembrane transport.